GGUGUAAUGUGCACAAACUAGUGAGGUCACAUUCCUUCCUCGUUCACGGAAACCUGUCGCGCGGCUUGUUUUACUUUAAACAGUUAAGAGUUUAGCCGGCUGCCACUCACCUGUAUCCAACUAUACAGACUUAAUCCACUCUUUCUGCCUGGACGUAAAAGCGCAUGUUUGUUUUGUAGCUCUGCUUCUCUUCUGGUCUGUUUGUUUUGUUGUAUCGUGUGGAUUAACACCGGGCUGCCGACAGCUGAGCCGCCGGAGCAGGUGACCGAGCCUGCAGAGCCGUCAGGCCGCUGGAGGAGGCGAGAAGCUGCCGGAGAAAUGUUGUGAAAACAUGAGCGCCACAUGCAGAGAUGUGGACUCUGGUCAUUCUCCUCAGCCUGGGGGCUCUGCACUGCUCAGUCUCCUCCGCUCCUCCCAGCCCCAUCAAUGUCAUCUUCUCCUCAGUGAAUUUAAGGAAUACACUGCAGUGGGUUCCAGGAAAUGGCACACUGGAUGACACACACUUUACAGUGCAGUAUGCUAUCUACGGGGACAGCGUUCAAGACAGCAAAAGAAGACGGGCGCACUGGAGGACAGUACACCGGUGUACGGAAACGGUGCGGCACUGGUGUGAUCUGAGCAACGAGACAUGGGAUCUGGACCACGGAUAUUUUGCCAGGGUUCGGGCUGUGAGCAGAAGAGCAUCAUCCAAAUGGGUCAUGACACGGAGAUUCGAUCCGAAGUUGGACACUACUUUUGGUCCUCCACUGGUUUCUAUCGAAAUUGAGAACAACUCUGCCGUCAUCACUCUGAAGGGUCCAAUGAGAUAUCAGCCUAACAACCACACCCCAGUGGUUUCCAUGGCAACACUUUACCCCCACAUGAGAUACAUCCUCUCCAUCCACAAUACCCAUCGUGGCCAGAUGAGCCAUUUCCCAGUGGUCUCCAGUCCGUACAAAUAUCGCCUGAUGGACUACAAUACAGAGUACUGCUUCUCUGCCAAGGCAAAAUUCCUCUCUAUGCCCGUCCAGUGUCAUUCCUCAGCAUGGCACUGCAUAACCACACCUCAAGACCCUGUGAUUGACCAGCUGAAGAGGGUGGUUGUGGGUAUUGUUGUCCCAUCUGCGUGCAUAUGUAUUAUGGUGGUGGUUGGCUACCUUCUCCAUCACUACCUAGCAGGGAAAGGACAGGAGAGCCCAUUAUUCCUGAAUCAGCCUUCUUAUAAUUGGUCUUCUCUGACGUGGCCCCCCGUGACGUCCUCCCUUGACAUUCAUGUCAUCCCCGUCCUAUGCAGCAUAUCAGACCCUGAAUGGCCCAAGCAGCAGCCACCUAUCGCAGAUUCCCCCCCAGGAUACGCCCCCCAGAGGUCCGAAACACCCCAAGAACCUGAAGGACCCUUUGACGAUGUAUCAAUUGACUAUGCGUUUGUUGGCAGAGCUCCUAUCAAUGACAGAGAUUGGCGGCCUGACGAUGGAGAAGAUGGUAACAGUCUGAAUGGUGAACAUCAGAAUGGCGGAUCAAGAGCAAAUGAGGGGAGAGUUGAGGGCGAUGACUCCACUGGAGUUCACACUCCUCAGAAAAAGUCCUUCCACUCACAGAGGUCCACACACAUACGUUCACAAACACAUGCACAGACAGAGAUGAAUGCACUUACACAGGUGCAGGCAUGUUCACAGGUAAGUUUAGUUCCUCUAACCCAAAUUCAGGCACCAUCACUGUCUUUUCAGGGAGAGGUGGAUAGAGAGAAGGAGGAUAGAGAGUUUCCAGGUUUGUUUAUAAACAGAACCCCACAAAAUGGCCUUUUCCACAUUCCUCUGAAUAUGCAAACAAAGGAGGGAGAAAUGGAGGAUGAAAUUAACCAAAACGUGAGCGUAAGAGCAGAUGGACAGAGCAAUGGCGGUGUGGAGGAAGUAAGUGAGAGCGAGGGAGUACCACUUCUCUCCGCUUAUGCCUCUCAGAACAACAAAGUAAGGUCCUCCUCCCAUGUUAACCAAUCAAAUUACUUACCAGAUGACUAUGGUGUUCUGAGACUGGCCACAGCAGAUGAAAUUGGGAGAGAUGAGGAAGAGGAGGAGGACGAGGAGGGAACUAACUUUAUUGACUGGGAUCCCAACACAAGGAAACUAGUGUUGCCAGACAUGGCGAUGGAGAUCACCAAGGUAGCAGGAUUGGAUGGGUCGAUGCAGGGAGAGAAGGGGGACAGCGGAGUGGUAGGAGAGGAGAUGAGUGCAAUGAAGGGCGAGUUGAGAUUGGCAAAUGUGUUUGUCAGACAAGGGUCAGAGGAAGAGGCAGAGGCACAGAGAACGAGGGAAAGAGGGGAGGCAGACGAUAUUAUCGCCAAAUGGAACUUGGUAAUCUCGAUGGACCCGUAGAUGAUAUUCAUCAAUAUAUUUACCACAUUAUUACAGAAAUGCUUGUCUUCUGCACUUAAGACUUACAUGUCAUGAUGAAAAUAUAAAUCCUUAGAAAAUUGACGGAAAUCAGUUUUAUGUAAAAUACGCAUGAUACUAUGAAAUUCUAAGGUACACUUAUUACUGUUGUAGGGUUUGUUUUUGUAUCUUUGAAUGUUGAUUCAUUAUUAUUAUUUUUCUGUUGAUACUAUUAUUCUUAUCGAGAUCAACAGUUUUAAAUUGGAAUUAACUCUGAAGGGAAAUUAUCGUGCCUAGAGAGAAGUAUUUGCCUUGACUUUGAGCAAGAUCUGUUGAGAUGUAGUCAAUGUACUCUGUAUGUAUUUGUGCUUGAUAUGAAGUCAAAGGUCUUCUGACCUCGUAGCAAACUUUUGUUACUGAUAUACCAUAUGCACCAUGGUCACCAGUGCAAUAUCUUUCAACCCAAACAGAGCACUAAUGGACUGUUGUGGAUCAGUGUCUGUGACAUGAUCUUUCAAAUUCAUUCUUAAAAUAACAAAUUGUGGAAGAUUUUGUGGUCAGGUUGAAAACUCUUUAGGAUUUAGGGUUAGGGUUAGGGUUAGGGUCAUAGGGUUAGGGUCAUAGUAUGAAAGCCCUUAUAAAGACACGUUAUCUUUUUACUUUUGCAGUUUGUAUUCAAUAUUUUGUUUGUCAGUACUCCAUGACUGGAAUAUAUGUGUUUACUUGAUAACACAUCAAGCAGAAGUCGUUGUGGUUAGUUUUGGUCUACUCUGUUCCUGUUUUAGUCCCUGGUGAAGCACUUAAAUUGCUCUUGUUAAACCACCCUGGGACUGUAUUUGUUGGUCUGUUGGCGGUAAACUGGUCCGAUUCAUAACUUAAUUAAGUCCUUCUUUCUUCACUCAGUGUUUGAAGCAUCUGUUUUAUACUACCACACCAUUUUUUUUAUAUAUAUGAAGGAAAUUCAGGUGUUUAGAUGAAUGUGAUGUGCAUCUUUGUGACUGUGCUCUUAUACUGUAUAAUGAAGUAAAAACAACAGCACUGUACUUAAUAUUUUUUCUACUCAAUCGAGUGAUUAUAGUUGCAGCAGUAUACAUUUUUCAAGGUAUACCAUGGUAUGAAGAUAGAUGAUUAUAAUAACACAUAUAUUUGGUCAUCCAUGAUAUUGAAUUUUACAUUCUACAGUAGUGUUAUAAAAAUUAGAAAAGAGUAAAAAGAGUAUUUUACAUUUGUAUUGAGUUUUAUGUCUGACAAAACAUAACAUUUUGUGAAAUUAUGAUAUGGAGUCUGUUCAACCAAAAAACCUCCUCAUUCUGUCAAAGGCCUUUAUAAAUGGUUAUAGCAAUUGUAACAGUUGUGUAAUACCAUUUACUGUAAAAUCGUGAUAUAUCUAAGCUGGUUAUUGUACCUCACACCAUUCUACUAGAGAUUCUAUGAUAGCUGAGAUUGUCAGGAUAGUUUAUGUUGUACGUCUAAAGGUUGUUAGACUUAAUUAUCUACUACUUUCCCUUGUCAAUUCCAUGAACAUAAAUAUUAAUUGCACUUUUGUACCUUUGUUAUUCAAAAGACUGCCUUAUGGAUUAUGUUUCAGUACGUAGCAAAAGAGGAAAUCAUUCUGCUCUUUACUGUUCUUCUUUUUUGUUUGUUAUUCUGUCCACAUGAAGUCAUAACCACUCAAAAUGAUAUAUGAAGGAUGUCUUGAUCUUUCAUUAGAUCCAUACAGUAGUUAUCGGUGUUUUGCUUCCUCAUAGUCUGACCUUGGGAAUUUACUUGGCAGUGAAUUACAGUAAAACCUCUUCCUGUAUACUGGUAACGUGCGUGUAUCCAAAGCCACAGCAAACAUGAGUAAUGAAAGUCUGCAGGUUCAUUCGGUUUCAGGUUUAUGUAAAUACAGAACUCAGGUUAUCUGCAAUCUGAUGAGAAGUACAAUACUGCGUGUGAAGUUUCGUUAAAAUGAUUUCAUUCUGGGAAAAGAAGUCAUUGAUUUUUUUUUUCAUAGUUUUGUAUGAUUUAAGAAUGAUUGUAUAUUCAAAAUAAAAUGUAAUGAUAAAGUCAACUUCUCAACUGU
This is a messenger RNA of Acanthopagrus latus (yellowfin seabream), 4413 nucleotides long. RefSeq names its product interleukin 20 receptor, alpha (gene il20ra). Gene Ontology annotation, molecular function: protein binding. Lineage: Eukaryota; Metazoa; Chordata; Actinopteri; Spariformes; Sparidae. The transcript is spliced from 7 exons. The coding region runs from base 351 to 2351 and encodes 666 amino acids. The record is from RefSeq and is a predicted model, not a curated record.